ACAAGCCCAAGCUGAGUUCACCUUCCUGGCUUGGCUUGUAAUGUUUGCCGGAGGAAUUGAAGAGAAAAGGAAAUGUUUCGGAAAAAAACUGCAUAGGCAUAGAAAAUGGAAAUUGAGAAAGAAGUGAUACAACAGAAGAGGAAGCACAUGGUAAAAAAGCAACCGUUUUCCUGCAGCUAUAGCCUAUUGGUUUAAGGUUUUAUUUGUAGAAGUGAUAUUGAACGAGUCCCUCGCCUGUGUACUAUGCCGGGGUGCUACCAGCAAGUGUGGCUGAGUGCUGACAGAUUGAUUGUGCCUAUAAUGGGAAAGCUAAAGUUCAGUUUCUUCCCCUUUGUAUGCGUAUAAGCAAGCAGCGCAACAUGUCGCGGGGAAAAAUGACGGGGUGGCAGUCGAAGGGGAGGGUGAUCAGCGUUGUCUAUAGAGCGGUGACCUACGCUCUCACCCCUCUCAUCUUUCUGCACGUCAGUGUAAGGAGGCUUCGUGGCGUCGAGCACCCCACCAGGUGGACCGAACGCUUCGGCUACCCAUCUUCUCUUCGUCCAGAUGGACCCCUCCUCUGGUUCCAUGCCGUCUCCUUAGGUGAAGGGAUGGCUGUGCUUCCAGUAAUCAGGCACUGCGUCCACCACCACCCUCAUCUCAAUGUUCUCAUGACCACCACCACCACCUCCGCCUUUAAUGUCAUUAAAGACCGGCUUCCUGAGUGUGUGAUCUAUCAGUAUGCACCCCUUGACAUUCCCAUGGCUGUAGAACCCUUCCUUGAUUACUGGAAACCUGAUGCAGCAUUUUUUAUUGAAAGUGAACUUUGGCCAAAUCUUAUCCUGGCAACUUCUAGGAGAAGAGUUUCACUGGCAUUGUUGAAUGCCCGCAUGUCCAUCAAAUCCUUCAAAUUAUGGUCAAAUAUUGCCGUGAAGCCAUUAAUGUCAUCAAUAUUGUCAAGAUUUUCAUUGAUUUCACCAUUAAGCACAAAUGAAGCAAUCCAUUUCCAGCUGCUUGGAGCAUCACCAUUUAUCAUCAAUUUUGCUGGUGAUCUGAAAUAUGCAGUAGGAGAUUCUGAUAUUCCUAGCCAGCAGAAUGUGAACAUGGAAAAUCUAGAAUCAAGUCUUGCUUCUAGGAAGGUGUGGAUGGCUUCCUCUAUUCAUAAAGAUGAAGAAGCAGUUAUCUUAUGGAUACACAAAGAACUAGCAAAAACAUAUUCAAGCUUGCUCACAAUUAUUGUUCCUCGACAUCCCCAGCAAGGACAGCAGAUAACUGAAGCAGUGCAGAGGGAAGGGGUGAAUGUUGCAUUGAGGUCUCAAAGCAAAGCUGUUCUUCCUAGUGCGAACUUUUAUGUGGUUGACACAUUAGGUGAAUUGAAAAGCUUGUAUAGGUUGAGCCCAAUUGCUGUGGUAGGAGGAUCAUUUAUCCAGGGAUUAUCUGGACACAAUAUGUGCGAAGCUGCUGCUGCUGGUUGUGCUGUUUUGACUGGCCCCCAUGUAGGGCAUUUCUCUCAAAUGGUACAGGAGAUGCAAAGGCUAGAGCCUCUUUCAGUACAACAGGUCGCAGGAAAAAUUGAACUGCUGGACCACUUGAGAAAGCUCCUUAGCGAUGCCAAAACCUUAGAGGACCACCGAAUCGCUGCCAAGAAAGCAGCUUUUGGUUUGUCACGCGGAGUGGUCCAGAAUGUCUGGAACCUGAUUGAUAUACAUGUAUUGAAGAAACACGUUCAAGAACGUGAUAUGUAAUUCAUGGUGAAAAAAGUUAUGCACGAUGACUUGGAGAAAAUCCAUCCAGCACGAAGAAGCAUAGAAUACACAAGUUAAAAUGACCGUACUACUAGCUAUAUGUUAAAGAGGUGGCUAAGGUGGCCUUGUGGCCGCCAACGUUAAGAACUUGAGAUGUUUACUU
Molecule: messenger RNA, 1884 nt
Organism: Nymphaea colorata (pocket water lily)
Lineage: Eukaryota; Viridiplantae; Streptophyta; Magnoliopsida; Nymphaeales; Nymphaeaceae
Product: probable 3-deoxy-D-manno-octulosonic acid transferase, mitochondrial
Exons: 12
Coding region: 336-1721 (461 amino acids)
Biological process (GO): lipid A biosynthetic process
Cellular component (GO): plasma membrane
Molecular function (GO): transferase activity
Source: RefSeq, a predicted model, not a curated record